UAGACAAAGUCACAAAAUUGUUGUUCGAGUGAUUGUUAGAUAUUAAGAAGUAUUUUUUUUUUUUUGGAAAAAUUUUACAAAAUUAUGGCAAAUCGUGAAACGCCACUUGAAGUAUCCGGCACCCAUAUGAAUCUCCAUUCAUAUGCAGCCCAUCGUAAUUUACCCAAGAUCGCUUUGAUAAAAAUAAAUCGCACCACAGCAAAUCGCCUGAAAGCUCCCUCCACUGCCGGCACGGAAAAGAGGAAAGCCUCCCGAACUCCUUCAGUAGCGGUGUCCAGACUAAUGCAGCUGCCCAGGCCAGAUGUGCUCAAUUGUUAUUUGUCAUACAAUGACAUUAUCAUGUAUUUGGAAUAUUUGCGAGUGCGUUAUUCGGAAUUUGUGAAAAUCCAUACCUUAGGACUGAGUUAUGAGAGACGUCCCAUUCGAGCCAUAGAAAUCCAUUGGAAUAGUGACAGCAACCUGUGGGCCCAGGCCAAGGAAAAUCGUAUACGUUCAGCUCCUGUCUACAGUGCGGAGUUACAACAAUUGGAAAUCUGUGAACCGCAAAAGGGACGCAAUACCGUUUUCAUUGAAGGUGGAACACAUGCCCGCGAAUGGAUCACGGUCACUGUAGCCUUGCACUGCAUACAUCAGUUGACCGAAAAGAAUAUAAGACAUCGAGAAUUGCUGCGUAAAUUGAGAUUUUUCAUAGUGCCCGUAGUGAAUCCCGAUGGUUAUGAGUAUUCCAAAAAUACGAAUCCACGAUGGCGUAAAAAUCGUCGACCACAUCCAGAUGAUGGUUAUGUGGGCACAGAUUGUAAUCGCAAUUUUGACAUUCAUUGGGAUAAAUGCAAAUCGAAGGCCAAGAAGAAUACAUAUCCCGGAGACAAACCAUUCUCAGAACCAGAAACAAAGGCUCUGGCACAAAUGUUACACAAACUGGCACCAAAAGUUCUACUCUUCCUGUCCCUACACUCAUACGCACAGUGUAUUAUGUAUCCAUGGGGCUAUAGUAAAUCUCUUCCCACAAACUAUAAAUUAAUGGAAAGUGUGGCCAUGGCCGCUAGAAAUGCUAUAAAAACUCACAGUGGUCGCUAUUAUCGUGUGGGCAGCAUCUCCAGCAUAACUAAACGAAUUAUAGCCGGUUCGGUGGUUGAUUAUGCCUAUGGGGUGGUAAAAAUUCCGCUAGCUUUGGUCAUGGAAUUACCAUCCAACGAGUAUGGUUUUCAGCCACCAGUAGAAAAAAUCAGUCCUUUGAGUGCGGAAAGUUGGUGUGGAAUUCGAGAAAUGUGUAAACAUGCAUAUGAACUUAAAGCUCAAAUAGAUAAGGAAGAGCAGCAGCCAAUACAACUGUUGACGGAAAAUGGUGUAGAAACCAAUGAUACCGAACCAACUAUGCAAUUGGAAAUGUUGAAAGAAGAGGCAAUGAGCAUAAGAUCAAAAAAUCAUAAGAACCCUGAGGAAAUUGCGGAAAGACCAUCUUGCUCCGAGUUGGUUGAAGAUGCCAAAAGGGUCAUAAGACCCCAGUUUAUUGUAAGAGGAGAUAGCACAACAAAUGCCAUCAGUCCACGUACUGCCUCACGUGAUUAUUUUUCAUCAUUGCUGAACUUUGAAUUAGAGAUGUAAGGUUGCUCUAUGGUCGUAUAUAAAUUAGAGUUAUAAGCCUUGUGCUCAAUUUGUCUGAACGAAAACAAAGCUCAAAAUCA
Molecule: messenger RNA, 1685 nt
Organism: Stomoxys calcitrans (stable fly)
Lineage: Eukaryota; Metazoa; Arthropoda; Insecta; Diptera; Muscidae
Product: carboxypeptidase B1
Exons: 3
Coding region: 85-1605 (506 amino acids)
Biological process (GO): proteolysis
Molecular function (GO): metallocarboxypeptidase activity; zinc ion binding
Source: RefSeq, a predicted model, not a curated record